This is a messenger RNA of Solanum dulcamara, 1428 nucleotides long. Its product is annotated as probable protein phosphatase 2C 34. Bases 292 to 1395 code for a protein of 367 amino acids. The transcript is spliced from 6 exons. Gene Ontology annotation, biological process: protein dephosphorylation. Gene Ontology annotation, molecular function: protein serine/threonine phosphatase activity. Lineage: Eukaryota; Viridiplantae; Streptophyta; Magnoliopsida; Solanales; Solanaceae. The record is from RefSeq and is a predicted model, not a curated record.
AUACUCCGUGUAUGUUAGUAAUAAGGACACUGUACACAAAAUAAACCAAACUCUGAUUGUCUCCUUUUCCCUUCCCCUUUAAAGGAUCAAUAACCAACGUAAUCUUUUAAUGGAUUCUCAUCUUUUCUCUCCAUUUCUCAGCCCCCCUUAUCGGAAUUUCGUCAUUUUCCGGCAAUCUUUUUCUGAUUUUCCGACCUGUCGAUAACUCUCCGGCCAUUUCUCCGACCAUAUUUAACCGGAAAGUAAAACCGAAGGGAGUAUUUGGGGUAGCUAAAUUAAAGAAAGCUUGAAAUGGGGCAUUUUUCUUCAAUGUUCAAUGGAUUAGCAAGGUCUUUUUCCUUGAAGAAAAGAAAGAAUAGUUCUGGGAAUGGGAAAUAUGAUGGUAGAGAGGCUGUUGAAGUUAUGGCUAAAGAAGCCAAGAGAAAUGACUUGAUAUUAAGGUCUUCAGGCACUGUAAAUGUUGAUGGUUUUAAGAAUUUUGCUUCAUUAUUCUCCAGGAGGGGUGAAAAAGGGGUAAAUCAAGAUUGCUUCAUUGUUUGGGAGGAAUUCGGAUGCCAAGAAGACAUGACAUUCUGUGGUAUAUUUGAUGGUCAUGGUCCUUGGGGUCAUUUUGUGUCAAAGAAGGUUCGAGAAUCGAUAGUAUCAUCGUUGCUUUGCAUUUGGCAGGAGAGUCUAGCUGAGGCUUCAGCUGAUCCAGAUUUGGAUAAAAAGCUUCAAAGGUUUAACAUAUGGAAGGAUUCCUUCUUAAAGGCAUGUGCAACUGUGGAUCAGGAGCUGGAACACCAUCCCAAAAUUGAUACAUUUUACAGUGGAACCACGGCUUUGACAAUAGUCAGACAGGGUGAGGUUUUAUUUAUAGCAAAUGUUGGGGACUCACGUGCUGUAUUGGCUACCACUUGCGAUGAUGGCAACUUGGUACCAGUUCAGCUCACUGUUGAUUUCAAGCCUAAUCUACCUCAGGAAACUGAGAGAAUACUGCAGUGUAAUGGUCGUGUAUUUUGCUUAGAUGAUGAAUCUGGGGUGCACCGAUUAUGGCUGCCCGAUGAAGAAUCUCCUGGAUUGGCGAUGUCUAGAGCCUUCGGGGACUAUUGCGUGAAAGAUUUUGGUCUAAUUUCAGUGCCUGAUGUGACUCAAAGGCAUAUCACAAGCAAAGACCAAUUUGUUGUUCUGGCAACAGAUGGGGUAUGGGAUGUUAUAUCUAACGAAGAGGCUGUAGAAAUUGUAUCCGAAACUCCAGAUAGGGCAAAAGCAGCCAAACAUCUUGUUCAACGCGCUGUCUGUGCUUGGAAACGUAAGAGGAGAGGGAUAGCUGUAGAUGAUAUUUCAGCAGUUGUACUUUUCUUUCAUUCUAAGCAUUUCUGUCAGCAUAUUUAUCCUGUAACUACACCAAAAUAACACUUGAUAGAAAAAGCAAGUUUCUGUCUCUCA